CUUUUAGAUCAGUAAUAUGAGCCUGGUGCACUUGAGUGAGUUACCCAAGGUGAAGUCUCUGAGAUGCCUGGACCUAUUGGGUUGCCCUCAGACGUCCGACGAGGGCCUCGUCCGGCUGCUCCACCACACACCUCGUCUACAAGGAUUCUCCGCCCGGGAAUGUUUGGGUGUAACGAAGGUGACGUUAAGGUGUUUGGAGAAGCACUGUCCAGAACUGAGAAGGCUGGAGACAGGGGCGUGCACCAACAGCCUGGAUACUCUGGGGGUCAAACUCGAUUCCGUCUUCUAUUUCGAUCCUCCUGAUUUCAGUCAAGAUUGGUGGCUGUAAAUUUCGGACUUUCGUACCACUGUGCAUCGCCAUGACAAGGAAUCCCGCCAUGGGUCCCCAAAUGUGGUUAUUCGAGAAUCUCGGUCCAGGGCCAGAAGAGCUGUGGCUUCAAACUUCCUCGUGAAUUCCACGAUCAUCCAUCCCCUCCAGUGCAAUCGCACACCCACGUUUCACGUGCAUCGUCCGGAACCUGAGCGAAGCGUGGAGCCAAGAAUUGUCAACAUGUCAUCCAAGGCGUCUGAUUUGAAGAAAGACAAUGAAAAUACCCGGGGAUUCGAAAUCUGGAGGAUGGAGGCUGACGACUACGAGGCAUGGAGGAGAUAUCACUGGAAACGCAAGACCUGUUCCAUAGUCCUUCUGGGCAUCUGGCUCUUUGGUCUCGUCGGCAUGGUCAGUUGCUUCAUCAUGAUGCUGCCCAUCGAGGAGUGCGAACUCCUGGCCGUUGCUGUCCUCGGACCGAUCUUGAUUCUCAAGGUCCCUGCACUAAUAUACUGUUUCGACAAGCAAUACCGAGAACCUCGGUGGCUUGCUGCAGGAGUGGAUCCGGAACUGUACCUGCUCCGGAAAGUUCCAUACCUAUUCCUGAAAGGGGGGACGAAUCUAAAUCCGAAUCGAACCUGGUUUGUGACAAUGCCCGGGGAUGACGCAGUCUAUGGAGAAUGUGCAAAGGGUAUCGAAUGA
This is a messenger RNA of Darwinula stevensoni, 1009 nucleotides long. The record is from the annotation of a GenBank genome assembly. Lineage: Eukaryota; Metazoa; Arthropoda; Ostracoda; Podocopida; Darwinulidae.